AUGGACCCUACACAUGAUAAUUGGAAGGAGGUUGAGGAAAAUCUGAACUCAUUCUUUGGUACGGUGUCCGAACGGUGCCAAUCAAUUCUUUCUCUGAGCUACAAUUACUUGCCCCAAUAUUUGAAGGCUUGUUUUCUCUAUAUUGGAGGUUUUCCAGAAGACAGAGAGAUUAACGUUUCCAAGUUGAUUAGGCUAUGGAUUUCUGAGCAAUUCGUAAAGGCAAGAAAGAAUAAAAGAUUAGAAGUGGUAGCAGAGGAGUAUGUAAAAGAGUUAAUUGAUAGAAGUCUAAUUUUGAUUGGUCAACAAAGGGCUAAUGGAAGGAUGAGAAGUUGCAAAAUUCACGAUCUUCUUCGCCAAUUGUGCCUAAGUGAAGCUCAUACUGAAAAUGUUUUGCAUGUCAUGAAUGGGGAUGCUCUCAAAGCCAUAGAUGAUCAACGUCGAGUGAUCCUUGUGUCUAAUGAUGAAGAGAAGCAUGAUUAUCGUCUGCGACAUAGCAGUGGUAUAAUACGUACCUUUAUUUCAGUGGAUGUAGCUUUUCCAAAAUGGAUGUGUUCACAGUUGAAGUUGCUUAAGGUAUUGGAUGUAUUAUCAAUUGAAUACGAUUUCUCUUGGGUAAUACCUGAGCUUGUACAUUUGAGAUAUGUUGCUGUAAGAAUUAAGGAAGCUAGUUCACUAGACAAAUUGAGAAAUCUACAGACCAUAGUUCUUCGAAGAUAUAUCUCUUUCAUACCAACAACGUUGAAGCAGUCACUAGAUAUCUGGAGAAUGUCAGAGAUAAGACAUUUGGAUAUUAGAUGGCCAAAUUAUAUAUCAAAUCCCCUUGAAGCAGAACAACCUUUGUGCCUUCUGAAUAACUUGCAAACGCUUUAUCUUCAUUAUUCUCCUUUUGUUGCGGAAAUCAUAAGAAGAACUCCCAAUCUAAAAAAGCUAAAGAUUUUAGAUAGAUCCAAGCUUCCUGAUUUUCUUGAUUCUCUCAGUCUUUUACAGGAUAUGGAGACACUACACAUAGAAACACGAAACAACAUUGACCCGGUGAUUAUCCCAGGAGAUAUUUUUCUUCCUAAUCUCAAGAAGUUGACAUUAACACGUACUCGUAUACCAUGGGAAGUUGUGAAUUUGCUGGCUAAUUUACCGAAUCUUGAGGUGCUCAAAGGGUAUCGUGCAUUUUCUGGAACAGAUUGGAAAGUAGAUGAAGAUGUUGUGUUUCAUAAAUUAAAAUAUCUACAACUGUAUGGGCCCUAUGAUUUUCAAAGGUGGGAAGCAGAUGGUAGUGAUAAUUUUCCGAUGCUUGAGCAACUAAUACUGCAUUGGUUUAUUCAACUGGAGGAGAUUCCGGAGAGUAUUGGAGAUACAAUGACACUAAAGUUAAUCCAAAUAGUUGAUUGCAGUUCUGGUGUAGUAAAUAGUGCAAAGAAAAUUCAACAAGAGCAAGAAAGCUUGGGAAAUUAUGAGCUACAACUUCAAAUUACUCAAAAGGUAUGUUGA
Solanum tuberosum (potato) is the source of this 1485-nucleotide messenger RNA. Its product is annotated as putative late blight resistance protein homolog R1B-16. Bases 1 to 1485 code for a protein of 494 amino acids. The record is from RefSeq and is a predicted model, not a curated record. The transcript has a single exon. Lineage: Eukaryota; Viridiplantae; Streptophyta; Magnoliopsida; Solanales; Solanaceae.